UGCUACUUUAGUAUAUUCUCGUUCGGCCACACCACAUAAAUAUUUUUUAAUUUCUAGUUUUUGAGAUUUUUUAUACACACAUUUUUUUAUUGAAAAUGCAGUCUUCGUUGCUCACACCCUUAAGACAUGGAAGAGUUGUAUCCAAUAUGUUUAGUUUGGGCUUAACAACGUCCUCCCCAAGGCUUGCAUAUGAUCGAAAGGUAUCCACUUCCAGCGCAUUGCACAAAGAAAAUACCAAAUCUUUUAAGAGGAAAUUUGAACAAAACAUUGUUUUGGUUGAUGGCGUUCGAACACCUUUCUUACAAUCGUUCACCGACUAUUCGAAGCUAAUGUCAUAUGAGUUAGCACGCCAUGCUUUGAUAAGCCUACUGGACAAAACAAAUCUAAGCAAAGAUGUUAUUGAUUACAUCGUUUAUGGUACAGUGAUACAGGAAGUGAAAACUUCGAAUAUAGCUCGUGAAGCGGCAUUAAGUGCUGGCUUUAGCAACAAAACCCCUGCACAUACAGUCACAAUGGCCUGUAUUAGUUCGAAUGUGGCUAUAACCACUGGUAUCGGACUUUUGGCCACAAACACAUACGAUGUCAUCGUUGCCGGUGGUGUCGAAUUUAUGUCCGACGUUCCUAUUCGGCAUUCGCGUAAAAUGCGUAGUCUACUGUUGAGAGCUAACAAGGCAAAAACGCCAGUACAAAAAUUGGCUUUGCUUUCUACUUUGCGUCCGAAUUUCCUUAUUCCCGAAUUGCCAGCUGUAGCUGAAUUUUCUUCUGGAGAAACUAUGGGCCAUUCUGCGGAUCGUUUGUCUGCAGCUUUUAAGGUAUCUCGAAAAGAACAAGACGAUUACGCCGUGCGUUCACAUACUUUAGCAAAACAAGCACAGGACAAAGGGUAUUUCACUGACAUAGUUCCUGUUAAAGUGCCUGGCAGCACAAAAUUCAUUGAAAAAGACAACGGAAUUCGUGUUUCCACGCCGGAAAAUUUAGCUAAACUGAAGCCUGCAUUCGUUAAGCCAUAUGGAACCAUCACAGCAGCCAACGCUUCAUUUUUGACCGAUGGUGCAUCUGCUUGCGUAAUUAUGAAAGAAGAGACUGCGAAAAAGUUAGGUCUUCGUCCUAAAGCGUACUUACGGGAUUUCUUGUAUGUAUCACAAGAUCCAGUUGACCAAUUGCUUUUAAGUCCUGCCUAUGGUAUCCCGAAACUUUUAAAACAGACUGGUCUUACUCUGAAAGAUAUUGAUACUUGGGAAAUCCACGAAGCUUUUGCAGGUCAAAUUCUGGCGAAUCUGAAAGCAUUAGAUUCCGAUUGGUUCUGCAAAAACUAUAUGGGACUUAGUGAGAAAUUCGGCUCACCAGAUAUGAGUAAAUGGAAUAACUGGGGUGGUUCGUUAUCUAUUGGCCAUCCAUUUGCGGCUACCGGUGUGCGACUAUGCAUGCACACAGCAAAUCGUUUGGUGCGUGAAGAUGGUCAACUGGGUGUCGUGGCUGCUUGCGCCGCUGGUGGUCAAGGUGUCGCCAUGCUGCUGGAGAGAUAUCCCGGAGCCACUGCAGAUUAAAGAAGCAUUUACACAUUAGGUCAAUAACCGUACAUGAAACAGAUGUUGCCUUUAGUAACUCACAUCUAGACGUAGGUAGAAAAGUGUUAAAAUUUUUUAAGAAAUAAUUGAAAAUACAAGACAUGUAAAAAUGAUUAAAAUACGAUGUAAUGUGCGCCAAUUCCUAUUUUUGAAAUAAAAUGAAACUCCCGAAAAAUCGAAUGUAUGCAUAUAAAAUAUAUAUAUAUAUGAAUUAACUUUUAUGUGGAAUAAAUAACUCCCAUUUUUACCAAACCAUA
Messenger RNA from Anastrepha obliqua, 1825 nucleotides. RefSeq names its product trifunctional enzyme subunit beta, mitochondrial (gene Mtpbeta). Gene Ontology annotation, molecular function: acyltransferase activity, transferring groups other than amino-acyl groups. NCBI's taxonomy places the organism in Eukaryota, Metazoa, Arthropoda, Insecta, Diptera, Tephritidae. The coding region runs from base 96 to 1547 and encodes 483 amino acids. The record is from RefSeq and is a predicted model, not a curated record. Gene Ontology annotation, biological process: fatty acid beta-oxidation. The transcript is spliced from 7 exons.